AUGCUAGCGACAGAAGUUGUGAUCCAAACCAUCCUCGUCCUCCUAACAGGCUUAGGCUUUGCUCUAGAACAUGGUCCUAGCUGCAUCAUGCCUUCAAAUCUCCUCGAGUACACGAACAAUCAAUGCUCCGGUACCCCUGCCGACCAGAGCUAUUCAUGCUUCAAGCGUGACAUCGUGGUCCAUUACGACACAAAGGCUGUAAAACUUGACAAUGGCCAGGGGUGCUGGUACGGCUUCUCCGAUUUUGACGGAACCUCAUGUAGCGGUACAAACUUUGGCAAAGAAUUUCCGAACUACUGCAUGAAAGUCCUUCAGCCUCGUCCAGAUGGCAGUGUCCUCAAGUGCUUCCGCUGGUCAGAGUCUUGCUAG
Messenger RNA from Verruconis gallopava, 369 nucleotides. RefSeq lists its product as uncharacterized. The transcript is spliced from 3 exons. The record is from RefSeq and is a predicted model, not a curated record. NCBI's taxonomy places the organism in Eukaryota, Fungi, Ascomycota, Dothideomycetes, Venturiales, Sympoventuriaceae. Bases 1 to 369 code for a protein of 122 amino acids.